AUGUGGGAGAGAGGAUGGAGGUGGAGGCAGAAAUACCGAAGGGAAGGCAGAAGGGGAUACACGUGCUUGAAGAACCUGGACAGAAAGCUGAAUACAGCGCAGUCCGAGGGGAGACCGUGUGAAUACAACUCCAAAAUCUACCAGAACGGCGAAAGCUUCCAGCCGAACUGUAAACACCAGUGUACGUGCAUAGAUGGAGCUGUGGGCUGCAUCCCACUCUGCCCGCAAGAGCUCUCCCUCCCCAACCUAGGCUGCCCCAGCCCCAGGCUGGUCAAGGUCCCCGGGCAGUGCUGCGAGGAGUGGGUCUGCGAUGAAGGCAAGGAUGAGCUGGAAGGCUUCUUUGGCAAAGAGUUUGGUCUGGACGAUUCCGAAGGUGAACUAACCAGGAACAAUGAGCUCAUUGCCAUCGUGAAAGGAGGCCUGAAAAUGCUGCCUGUUUUUGGAUCUGAGCCACAAAGCCGAGCCUUUGAGAACCCCAAAUGCAUUGUGCAAACAACGUCCUGGUCCCAGUGCUCUAAGACAUGUGGAACUGGCAUCUCCACAAGGGUUACCAACGACAAUCCCGACUGCAAGCUCAUCAAAGAGACCAGAAUAUGUGAAGUGAGGCCGUGUGGCCAGCCUAGCUAUGCCUCCCUAAAGAAGGGAAAAAAAUGUACCAAGACUAAGAAGUCCCCAUCCCCAGUGAAUUUUACUUACGCCGGCUGUUCCAGCGUGAAGAAGUACCGCCCCAAGUACUGUGGCUCCUGUGUGGAUGGCAGGUGCUGUACGCCCCAGCAGACCAGGACUGUCAAGAUCAGGUUCCGCUGCGAUGAUGGGGAAACCUUCACCAAGAGCAUCAUGAUGAUCCAGUCCUGCCGGUGCAGCUACAACUGUCCACACGCGAAUGAAGCUUACCCCUACUACAGACUGGUCAAUGACAUUCACAAAUUCAGGGACUAAGCUGUGUUGGGGGUGGGAUGCUCAACAGAAAUUUGAAGUAACCAGCCAUGGAGAAAAGGACCCUUGAUGGAAAUGGUGCCUUGCCCAUUCGAGGGAAACACUGAGAUGUUACAAGAGUGCACUGUGCAACUGGACACUAAUGCAACAGAGAUUUAAGCAUACUUAAAGCUUCAUAGUACUGGAGCAACUUAACUGCUUCUUUUUGGAGCACCUUACCUAAUUAUAUACUGUUUUCUGUUUGUAAGUGAUCAGAUAAAUGUUCUGUUCCGGUUAUGAAAACUUCUUUUCUGUCCUGUUCAGUUUAAACACUAUGCUUCUCCCCCUCCCUCCAUCUUCUCCCACCCUUCCCCAACCAAGUUGGAAGUUACAUUCCUUCCUGAGGUGGGCACUUGUGGGGUGUUCACAGUGGCAGCUAUUAUGUACCAACUGUAGUUUAAUGGCAAACAGAAAUCAGUUGUUUUAAAGCUGAGUAUUUUAUUUAUCAAACUGUAGCUUUUGUGUUUUUCUCUGAGGGUUUUUUUCUUACCCCUUCCAGCCCCUGUAAUACUGGAAUAAGUUGUAAAUGAUUUUAAUUUUAUAUUCAAUGAAUUAAAAGAAUUUAUUUAUGGAAUUAAUCAUUUAAUAAAGAAAAUAUUU
Opisthocomus hoazin is the source of this 1575-nucleotide messenger RNA. NCBI's taxonomy places the organism in Eukaryota, Metazoa, Chordata, Aves, Opisthocomiformes, Opisthocomidae. The record is from RefSeq and is a predicted model, not a curated record.